Messenger RNA from Dentiscutata heterogama, 684 nucleotides. Lineage: Eukaryota; Fungi; Glomeromycota; Glomeromycetes; Diversisporales; Gigasporaceae. The record is from the annotation of a GenBank genome assembly.
AGCAAUUCUAGUUAUAGAAAAUGGAAAUAUCUUAAAAAAGAAUGGUCUCCCUCAGAUCGAAUUUUAUCAGCAUUUCGACUUUCUCAAAGACUUGCAUCACAAAUAUGUCUCAAGCUUUAUUGUACAAAAUAUACCAAAAUUCCAAUCUUAUUAAUUUAUAGGCCAAAAGAUGAGUGCAAACAAAAUUGCCUUGUUCUAAUCCCUAGCUUAUCCGAAAAAAGGGAGCUAGUGAAAAAUGAUAUAAUACACUUACUCUUAAAUACACUUCCUGAUAAAUUCUUACAAGGCAUGUUAGGAAAAGAAAAGGCUAUAUAUUGGGAACUUGGAUAUGCAAUGAUCAUUUAUACUAGUCAGGAAAUAAUACUCAAAGCUUUGCAAUGUGUUUGGGUUAUCGAUGAAAAUUUAGUCUGGAAUAAUCUAAUUUAUCUCGUAGUUGGUCGUGUAGAAUAUUUGAGCCAACUUAUUCAGAUUGAAGGUCCCUCAUUACCUCCUGAGAUUGAAGAUGCAAAAAAUAAAAAAGCUAUCAAACAUUCAUUGAGACUAUUUAUUUCUGAAAAACUUGUAGGAUAUAUGGAUCAAGAUAAGAAAAAAGGUCAUGAAUUUAACUUAUCUGUUGAUUAUAUCCUUGUAUUAAAAGAUUUGCAAAAAAAUAAAUAUGAAUUAUGCCUCAAUGAAAUGUUAUAG